Rotaria sp. Silwood2 is the source of this 1239-nucleotide messenger RNA. NCBI's taxonomy places the organism in Eukaryota, Metazoa, Rotifera, Eurotatoria, Philodinida, Philodinidae. The record is from the annotation of a GenBank genome assembly.
AUGUUUUUUAUUCUUUGCCUUUUGCUAAUAACAAUAGUUUUGAUAUAUUUCAAACUGAAAUAUUUCACUUUAUAUGGUUCAAUACCUGGCACACUACUUCAAUUUCUAUUCGGCAAUAUCGUUCAAACAGGUUUUACACAUGGUGAACUUUUUGGCAAUAUUGCUUUACAAUAUCAAGCUAAAUAUGGUGAUACCUUUCAAUUUUGGUUUGGACCUCUGCAUUUGAUUUUUGUAUGUAAUCCUGAAGAUGUACAACAUGUGUUCGCAUAUCAACAAAUUUAUGAUCCAGGCGAUCUCAAUGCCAACCGCCAUGGUCUCUUUUUUCAUCACGGACUUGUGUGUAAUAGAGGACCCAAGUACAAGCGUCAUGCAGCGAUUGUUCUUCCUUUAUUCCGUCGAAACAGAAUAUUGAACAAUUUGGAUUUUGUCAUUAAUUGUACUGAUAAACUACUCGAACAAUGGCGUUCAAAAACUGGCAACGAUCCCAAUUACAUUCAUCUUGAUACAGUUAAUCAAUGUCAAAAUGUAAUACUCGGUAUUUUUGGUUUUACUGGUUUUGAUUAUGAUUUGAAAACAUUAGACGAAUCGAACAUCAAUAAUAAAAAUCAACUUACAAUGGCUAUAUACCAUUUCAUGGGAGUAUUCGUAAAGUCAUUUCAAAUGCCACACAUCGCCACCAAAAUCUAUUUGAAAUUCAGUUUUCAAUAUCGUCAUGCUAUGGUAACUAUUAGUAAAUAUUUAAAUCAAAUGAUUGAACAAGAACAAAGAAAAACACUGGAAGAAAUUGCUCAAAGAAAAAGAAUAAGUUCGAUUGCAUCAUUAAUUGGCUCAUUACAACAAGAUGAAAAGCAUGAAGCAACAAAACCAGAAGAAGAAAAGAAAGGUCUAUCUCGAACAGAGAUAUUUCACGAGAUGCUUCUCUUUCUUGUGGCUGGUUCGGAGUCAACAGGAUCUGUACUUGCUUGGUUUAUUUACCUUAUGAGCAAAUAUCCUCGAGUACAAAAACGUUUUCAAAAUGAAGAUAAAGAUCAUCAUCCAUAUGCAUCGAUUCCAUUUGGUAGUGGACAUCGACAAUGUAUUGGACAAGAUUUAGCCCGUUUUGAGUUAAAAGCAAUCGCCGUUAGACUUAUGCAAUAUGUAACUUUUGGCGAUGGUGGUUCUCAAGUUAAUUCUGGAGGAUAUAUCCAAGGACUUACUUUGAUACCGAAAAAUGUCGGUGUCACUAUUACGUUCGAUUAA